UUAUUUUGGCAGCCGAGUUACAUUUCACAAAUCAGAAUUGCGAAAAUGUGCGUGCGUGUUAAAAAUGACUUAUGUGGUGCAAACGAGCUUCGAUGGCUCUUUCAGCCUAAAUCAGCACACCCAGAUAUGAAACCUGAUCGAUUUAUGCCCUUUUUUAAGCUUACGUUGACGAAUCGGAAUCAACUAAGUCUAUUUGAGCACUGACCCUUAUCACCGGCGACAGGAACGCAACACUAAGGCUUUACUGGACUUUCACCUCUAAUGAAACCCAGUCACCCAAUGCUUACUAGAAGCACAUGAAACAGACUAAUUAGUUGGCUUUGUGAUUUAAAAUGAUCCCCAAUGGACUUAACUCUGAUUGCUAUGAGAGCUGGACGAGAAGGGCUCAAAAUACAGCACCUUCUGCUCGGAUAUCACACUGAAAUACCGCACGAAUGAUGGAUUACAAGCGGUUUGAGUCGUUAUGAAUCGCACAGUUCAAUCCCGGAGGCAGCGGUCGGGUCUAUUGAGUGGAAACACUUACUUCCUGAAGUCUGGACAGGAUGAAGACAAGAAAGGCUGUGUUUUCGAGCUCAGCAGGUGGAGAGGCCUUCGUUAUACUUUCCAGAGGAAAAGGGUGUCCGCGAAGCAGCGCGAUAUGGAUGAUAUAGAGGCCGUGAUCGAUAUCGCAGAGGAGCAUGAGAGCGUUAAUCACGAACCCAUGAGAUCGGCCGUGCUUCUUCACCGGACUCUUCCAGACGACAGAGGUUUGCUCACGUCGGUGGGUUUCGUCAAGUCCAACAGACGUUGUCUCAGUCGGGUCAGAGAAGCGAUGCUGAGGCACAACUGGCGGGAGGCCGCGGGAUAUUUCAACUCUUACAUUCAGACGCUGCAGGCUGGGACUCUUCCUCAAGUCCGUUCAGCGGCUUCUGAGGUCGUGUGGCGUAUAGGCACCGAAAUCCUGCAGCAUCUCCCCAACUCCGGCCCAGACGAUUUCAACGCUCUUUACGAACAACUGAAGAACGUCGGCGUCAAAAACUACUCCAAGAUCUGUUUGGAGCACUGCUUUCAUCUCCUGCUGAACAAGCAGUUGGACGGAGCCAAGCGGCAGCUGACCGUCGCCGACAGCUGGAGACACGGCAAGCAGUCGGCGGCUCAGUCCCUCAUGAAGACGCUGAUCCGAGGCUACUGCGGUUAUCUGGACUACCUGAUCUGGUGCCGGAAGAGGCCCUCUGCGCCCGGGGGAGUCACUGAAGAAGCCGGUGGCAACCAUGAGAUGCACAGCUACUUCAGACAGGCUUCUGUGACGCUGAAGGAGAUCGUCGGUCAGCCUGGAAUCUGGGACCCCUUCGUCUUGAGCUACAUUGAUAUGCUGGAGUUUUACGAGGAUGAUGAGGCUGCUUUUGGGGUUCUGGAGAACUACGCUUACAACAAAGACUUCCCGUUGAACCCCAACGCUCACGUGUAUCUGUAUCAGUUCGUCAAGAGACACAAAGCCCCGAGGUCCAAACUCGUCGGCUUGUUAAGGAUUCUUCACUCUAUCGUCCCGAGUCACGAGCUGAUGCUGGAGCUCUGCUCACUGCUGCUGAAGUCCAAGAAAAAGAAGAAUCAAGUGGAAGCUCUCACCGUUUCCAUGGACCUGCUGGAGUUUUCUAGCUGGAAAUGUAACAUGAAGGCUUGGAGGUGUCUUCUGAAGAUAAUGAUCAAAUUAAAACAAAAGUACGAGAAAGCUGUGAGGAAGGAGUGGGCCGUCAGGAGAUCGCUCUGGCUUUCCUUACACUACAGAGAGUACACGGCCUGGAGAGACUCGCUGCACAACGCCAGCCUCCUGGUUAUCAAGAGAGACGUCUUGAGGCUCGCCGGGGAAGGCAACAUACAGUACUUCAAAAUUGCUCUGAGUUGUGAGCGAGAGGAAGCUCUUCGGGGAGGAGAGAGGAUGGAGAGAGAGAAAAGGAAAAGAAAAAGGCGGCUCUAGGUUACGAGGAGGAUGUGGAGGGUUUGAGAUGUUGUUCGGUGGAGGGACCGGCAGGGGGCGCUGCGAGACCCGCGCUUUCCACGAAACACAGAGGAACCUGAAAACACGGGCAGCUGAGGAGGAGAUGAUGAUGAUAGAGGAGUUUCUCUCGGGCUUACAGAAAGAAGUGAAAAACAAUAUCUCUCUCUCUCUAGUCAACGUCUGAAGUGGAUCAAAACCUUUCAACAAAGUUAAAAUAAAUGACUUCUGGGCAUGGGGCAUCUGUUUAUAUUUAAAAAAUAUUAUAAUUGAUUGAGAGAC
Messenger RNA from Puntigrus tetrazona (Sumatra barb), 2254 nucleotides. RefSeq names its product TATA box binding protein (TBP)-associated factor, RNA polymerase I, A (gene taf1a). Gene Ontology annotation, cellular component: RNA polymerase I transcription regulator complex. The record is from RefSeq and is a predicted model, not a curated record. Gene Ontology annotation, biological process: transcription by RNA polymerase I. The transcript is spliced from 12 exons. Lineage: Eukaryota; Metazoa; Chordata; Actinopteri; Cypriniformes; Cyprinidae. The coding region runs from base 464 to 1954 and encodes 496 amino acids.